Scheffersomyces coipomensis is the source of this 985-nucleotide messenger RNA. RefSeq names its product mitochondrial 37S ribosomal protein bS21m. Gene Ontology annotation, cellular component: ribosome; mitochondrial small ribosomal subunit. Gene Ontology annotation, molecular function: structural constituent of ribosome. The transcript has a single exon. Lineage: Eukaryota; Fungi; Ascomycota; Pichiomycetes; Serinales; Debaryomycetaceae. Gene Ontology annotation, biological process: mitochondrial translational initiation; translation. The coding region runs from base 160 to 699 and encodes 179 amino acids. The record is from RefSeq and is a predicted model, not a curated record.
CCAAAAAAUAUAAGAGACAUUUUUGGGAUCAACCGACGACAUCUGAAAUGUCGUGCUCUAAAUUUUUCUGUGAUUUUUUUUUUUCAACAGGUUUUUCAAAUAUGAGUUAGAGAAGUUAGAAGGUUAGACCAUAUACAACCAAUAACAAUCACACAUAUUAUGUUACGUAGUCUCGGUGCAAGACGCUUGGGUGUAUCCUUGGUAUCGCCAGCUGUCAACAACAUAUCUAGAAGUGUGCUUGCUACACGUUUUAAUUCUGAUUUUAACAACUUUAAGAAUAAUUCCAUCAAUCAAUCAAAAGAAAGUAAAAGAGGUGCUACUAUAAGUGACAUAAAUGAUUUAUUAAAUAGUUCCUUAGAGCAUACUGAUUCCAAUAUUUUCAAUUCUAAAUCAAGUCAAUAUGGUACUUUAGAUUUAGCUCCACAACCAAGAGAUACUGCUAAAAAGAUAAAGAUAUUUGGACCACUUUCAGGUAGAACCAUUGAUGUUCAACAUAAUUCCUUAGGAAGAGCAUUUGGUCAAAUCCGUAGAUUAGGAUUUGAUAAUAGAAUAAAAUAUUUCCAAAAGGUUCAAGAAAGAUAUAUUCGUCCUGCUAAAUAUAGAAAGCAAAAGAAGAGAGAAUGGUGGAGAAAGAAGUUCUCUGAAGGUUUCAAAGAUUUAAUGGCUGAAGUUAAUGAUGCCAGAAGAAGAGGUUAUUAGUCUCUGUAAGCCAUUGUCAUUAAUGAAUCUGUCUUAUAACUUGACUUGUCAUUCACCAUCAAACACUCAUAAAAGUAGUCCUAAAAAGGCUACAUAAAUCAUAAUAAUGCUACGAUAGUAAUAGCAUUUUCAUAUAUUUUCCAUAUUGUAUAUAUUUACUCCUCCAUACCAACCCCUUGUAACAUAAAUAAAUGUUAUAAUUGUACAUUUUACAUCCCAUUUUCACUGUAAUUAUCAUUAUCUCUAAAAUUUCCCUGACAGAUCUUCUUUUUCUCCCGCAGAGACG